Thamnophis elegans (Western terrestrial garter snake) is the source of this 2613-nucleotide messenger RNA. RefSeq lists its product as uncharacterized. Gene Ontology annotation, biological process: DNA integration. Gene Ontology annotation, molecular function: nucleic acid binding. The annotation marks the transcript as partial. NCBI's taxonomy places the organism in Eukaryota, Metazoa, Chordata, Lepidosauria, Squamata, Natricidae. The transcript is spliced from 3 exons. The record is from RefSeq and is a predicted model, not a curated record.
AUGUUCCGCCAUCACGACAUUACACUUCUCCAGGCAGUCGAGAUCGCCAGAGCAGCUGAGCUCUCUGAGCAAUCAACAGCAGAUUUGGAGAGGCUACAGCUGUCAACUAACCCGGCACCGGCCUCACAAGUGCAUGACAUUGACUAUGAUGAUUUUACACCUUGUGAGGUCCGGGAGCAAGACAACAUCGACCAAGUCCGUGCCCAACCACGGCGGAAGCCACCUGCUCUAUCUACAGCCGCACCGCAAAACGCCAGGGUGCCUUGCCUUAGCUGCGGAGGCCGCCACGACCGCCAAACUUGCCAAUUCAAAAACGCAAUCUGCCGCCGUUGUCAGAGGCAGGGGCACCUCGCCCAAGUGUGCCGAGCCUCUUUGCCGGCCCCUGCCUUCUUCCAAGCUACUGAGAGAACCAAGCAGCAACAGCGCCGCCAGCAGCCCACGAAACCAGCUCGCAGAGGAGAUGACUGCCACACUGUUUCCGAACCGCAGGAAGUGGAGACUUUCAUCAAUCAGGCCUCUUCAGGCAACCGCAAAAUUACAGCCAAUGUCCACCUGGCAGGUCAGCCUUGCCAGAUGGAGGUGGACUCUGGCUCCUCCCGAUCGUUAUUGUCAUGGGACAUGUUCUCCUAUCUCUGCCCUACAGUUUCCCAAAAUAAGUUAGCCCCCUCCCGGGUACUCUUAAGGGAUUACCAAGGAAAGUUGAUCCCUGUUCUGGGAUCCUUUCCUAUUCCCGUUAGGUAUGGCAAGUUUGAGGGAGAGCUGCCAAUCAUCAUUGUUAAAAAUGAUUUGCCGGCUCUUCUUGGCCUUGACUGGUUUGAGGCACUUGGACUGUCCAUUGGGGGGGUACACCAAGUAAAAACUUCAACAAUUGAGGACGUCCUACAGGAGUUCUCUGAUGUGUUUGAUGGACAGCUUGGGUGUUAUAAGGGAACCCCCAUCUCCCUUAGCUUAGAUCCUCAGAUUGCUCCUAUUAGGCUGAAAGCCCGCAGGGUGCCUUUUGCCUUAAGGGCCAAGGUUGACGCCGAACUUGACAAAUUGUUGGCGCAGGGUGUCAUCGAGCCAGUCGAUCAUGCUCCAUGGGAGACACCCAUAGUUCUUCCGGUCAAGCCGGAUGGCUCGGUGAGAAUCUGCGCCGACUACAAGUCGACGAUCAACUUGGCCCUUCAGGCAAACCCCUAUCCAGUCCCUGUAGUGCAACACCUGCUCCAUUCCUUGGGGCAGGGUUGCAUAUUUGCCAAACUGGAUAUGGCGCAAGCCUAUCAACAGCUCCCGGUGGAUGACGAUGCGGCGGCUGCCCAGACCAUCGUCACCCAUCGUGGGGCUUUUCGUUGUCGCCGCCUACAAUUCGGCGUAUCCGUGGCCCCGGGGAUCUUCCAAAGUCUCAUGGAGCGCCUGCUCCAUGGACUUCCGGGGGUAGUUCCAUAUUUCGAUGACGUUCUGAUCGCUGCUACGAGCCGCUCAGAACUCAUCGAUGUAUUGCGGAAGGUCCUCUGUCGUUUCAGGGGCGCGGGAUUAAAAUUAAAAAGCAGCAAAUGCUCAUUUGCUGUCCCUAGGGUAGAAUUCUUGGGCUUCUUAAUAGAUGCCCAAGGCAUUCACCCUACACCCUCUAAAAUUGCCGCCAUUAAGAACGGGAUGCCUCUGACGUUGGCGUGUGACGCCUCCCCAUUCGGAGUAGGGGCUGUCCUGAGCCAUAUCCUCCCUAAUGGCUCAGAAGCCCCUGUGGCCUUUUAUUCCCGGACACUCUCCUCGGCGGAGCGCAAUUACAGUCAGAUCGACAAGGAGGCUCUGGCUGCAGUGUCCGGGAUUAAGAGGUUCCACGACUACCUCUACGGUCGGCACUUUACCCUUGUCACCGACCAUAAGCCACUCCUUGGGCUUUUGGCGGGGGACAAGCCGACCCCCUCCAUCCUAUCUCCCCGCAUGACUCGCUGGACGGAGUUCCUCGCAGCGUAUUCUUAUACGCUGCUGUACCGUCCGGGCAAACAGUUAGGGCACGCAGAUGCAAGAGGAUGGCCAACGGACAAAGUGGCAGAGGGCUUCCAGCCCUUUAAACAUCGCCAGGCGGAGAUCUCCUUCCACGGGGGAUGUCUCAUCUGGGGGGAUCGGGUGCUGAUCCCCACCGCACUCCGGCCACUAGUUCUGGAUCUGCUCCACAAGGACCACCCGGGCAUAGCACGGAUGAAGGCAUUGGCCCGUAGCUAUGUCUGGUGGCCCUUGCUGGACACAGAGAUAGCGGCCCAUGUAGGCCGCUGCACGACCUGUCAAUUAUCCAGGCCCAACCCCCCAGCCGGGCCUGCUCGUGAGUGGGAGGCUCCGAGAGGCCCAUGGUCUCGCCUCCACAUCGAUUUCGCCGGUCCUUUCCACGGCCAGAAUUUCCUGGUAGUGGUGGAUGCCUACUCUCGGUGGGUGGAGCUAGUCCUCAUGGGCUCUACCACAGCCGAGAGUACGGUCAGGGCCCUGCGGAAAAUGUUCGCAACCCAUGGGUUGCCGGACGUGGUGGUCUCGGACAAUGGGCCCCAGUUCACAUCCACCACUUUCCAGGAGUUCUUGGCCGAGCAAGGGAUCCGGCAUGCGCCCAUAGCCCCGUAUCACCCGGCCAGCAAUGGCCGGGCA